AUGGUAGAUCCUUUGGAUGACUCUACAACUGUUGAUUGUGCACCUGCACCAGUUUCAGGUGAAAAGGAACAUAAACGUAGAUAUGAUGUUUGGGAAUAUUUUGAUCUCAUUAAAUAUAAAGAUGGAUCAAAUAAGGGGGUGUGCAAGGCUUGUAAAGUGGGAUAUAAAUAUGAUAGCCAGAAAGGUGGAACCUCAUCUAUGAAAAGGCAUAAGUGUCGUGAGCGUCAUUCUCAGGACAUAGGGCAAAUGAUUUUAUCUGCAAAGAAUGAAUUACUCAUUGCAAGAAAUGUCCCAUUGGCUUUGGUGGAGUGGAAAGAAUUUAGGGACAUAUGUGCUUAUCUAAAUGAGGAUGCUAAACCAAUAUCAAGGAAUACUGGGAAAGCCGAUAUUGUCAAAAAACAUAAUGCACGAAAAGAAGUUAUUCGAAACAUAUUGAAACUUGCUCCAGGUAGGAUGUGUCUAACAUCAGACAUGUGGACCUCUGUUACGACUACAAG
Molecule: messenger RNA, 497 nt
Organism: Papaver somniferum (opium poppy)
Lineage: Eukaryota; Viridiplantae; Streptophyta; Magnoliopsida; Ranunculales; Papaveraceae
Exons: 3
Molecular function (GO): DNA binding
Source: RefSeq, a predicted model, not a curated record